This is a messenger RNA of Naumovozyma castellii, 4920 nucleotides long. It is a transcript of the gene HIR3, whose product is annotated as Hir3p. Lineage: Eukaryota; Fungi; Ascomycota; Saccharomycetes; Saccharomycetales; Saccharomycetaceae. The transcript has a single exon. The record is from RefSeq and is a predicted model, not a curated record. The coding region runs from base 1 to 4920 and encodes 1639 amino acids.
AUGUCAACCUUUCACGCUCUUAAUGUAAGUUCCGAUGAGGAGGAGCUCGAAGCAGAAGAAUACUCACGAGAAUCACAAAUUGAGGAAAGCGUACAAAUAUUCCAGGAUGCAUUGAAACUGAUGAAGGUUAAAGACUUUGAGGGAGCUAAUGCUAAGUUUGAAUUACUAUUUCAAAUGGAUGUUAUUAAACCUGACAAAUGGGGAUUAUAUAGAAGCGUAUCUCCAACAUUGAAUAACUUGAGAUAUUUGGCCCAUCGUAAUAGAGGAAUCUAUUAUUUCGUUUAUUUAUCUUCAAAUUAUGAAACCAUGGAGACUGAUAAUAUUGCAUAUUACAUUAUUCAAGCAAUUGAUCAUUUAAUGGAAUCAAUACAACAUUCAGAGGCUGAUAUUACUGUAACAACUCUUCUUUACAAAAUAUUCGAUAGCUUUAAGAGCAAGAAACUGGAACGUGAGAUAUUGGAGUACGAAAUGACCAAAGAAGAGAACCAAAUGCUUUUAUCGGGUAGAAGCUCCUCAACAAUUCUUCCUCAGUUAAAAAACGUGAUACGACAGUACACUACUCUUUUAAAAGGUAUCAAAGCUACAUCAUCACUUGAAUAUCAUGUGCAAGAUGAUAUGGGUUUAGACGCUCUUCAUGAAAUUGAUAAAAAUACUAAAUUGUUUCAAGUUAUAAAAUCUAUUAAAACGAAUGACGAGAAUACACUGAAAGAUGUGGAACUAGAAACCAUUGAGCUUGAAGAAAUGAGUUGGGAAGCAAUCGCGGUUGCAACAGAAGACCUUCUACCAAAGACGAAAAUGUCUACCCUUAUAACAAAAGGAAUUGAUCCAUAUACUGAGUUAGAAUCAAGUAUAGAGGCUGUCAAUAUUCACGUAGCAGAGACACAGACAAUCUCGGAAGAAAACGAAUCAAAUUUGAAUGACAAAACAGGAACUAGAGUAACUCCGAAUGCCACUGAACAAGCACCAAAUGAGAUCGAAGAUGAUUUUAAUUCUAAAAAAAGAGUUUUGGAUUCAGCAGAUACUACAAGGCAUCAACCCCAACGAUCAAGUAAAAGAUUCAAGGAAAAGGAUACUGAUGGCAAAGGCCAGGAAUCAAUGAUGGAGAAACACACGUCCUUCGUAAAUAGUCUCGGAGAUGUAUUCAGAUACUUGAAUAUUGAUCUUCCGGGUUUUCUACACACUCUACCCUUGUCAUUAUCUUCAAUGAAGGAGGACGUACCGCUACCUUAUCACGAUCUUUUCCAAUGUUUGAAAAAUUGGAGUUCAUGGCAUACUGAGCAGUUCAUGAGAACUGACUUUACAGCUGGAAAAAGUAACGGGCCUGAAACGGAUGAACUCAUAGAGCUGAGUUCACUACUAAGAUCGGACCCCAACCAAGAAACAAAAGCAUUAGAAGGUCAAAAGCAACUUCCCAUUGACGUUCUGAAGGACUUCAUCAACACGAUAAAUGAACGUAAACCGCAUUUCCAUGAAUUUAGAUACAACCUUCUUCAUAUUCUACUUUCUAGAGCUACUGGGGAGACAGAAAGGAAAAUCCUUCUUUAUACAUGGUCUCCUAAUCUGUUUGAGAGUGUCGAAUCAUUGAACCUAGGAGUUGAAAGAAGCAUUUUAGAUUAUAUGGAACAGACAAAUGAUAUAGAGCCAUAUCUUGUUCUAUCAAUCAUUGAACUACUGAUAAAUCGCAUGGGGUACCUUUGCAGCGAAAUAAGUGCCAAAGAAUCACAGGGUCAAAAGUCUAACGAACUAAAACACCAAAAAUCAAAAUUAGAAAGAAGGAUCCAAAAGUGGACUACUAUUUUAGACGCUGUAGAUGCAUCUGAAGUCAAUUGGACCAUCCAAUACCGAUGGAUACAAUACUGUUUCAUGCAGUUUAAAUGUGAAGCUGCUGAUCACAAACUGCUGACAUUCUUGUGCCAGUUGGAGGAACUCAUUAAAAAAGCAAAUCCUAAUUUGGAAGUAACGUACACUAACUACAAGUAUAUUCCUAAUCUGAAUUUGAAUUAUAUUCUUAAACAAAUACACAGGGUCAAAAUUAUUCAAAAUAUCAUGAUGGUAUAUUCAAAUAAUGACUCCGAAAAUUCAACAUCUAAACAGGAGCAACAAAUCUCACAUAUUGAAAAUCUCUUACUUGAAAGUCUGUACCCUGAUAUGUCACGUAUUCAUUCCAAAAAUGACCAGGAAAUCGUCAGCUUUAUAACAGCAUCACCGUUUACCAUCCAACUAAGACUGUGGGAAAUGAUAUUUAACAUGUAUCAUAAAAAAGGCGACGUGAGCUCAUUGACCAGAGUCUUUUUUCAUAUCCUACUUUUAUUACAAAAUAAUCUGGCGUCUAGUGAUUAUAAGCAAUCUACCACUGAACUACGCCACCGUCUUCUUUUAACAAUCAUAACCUCAGUUGGUGAUUUUUCCGAAAAGUUGAACGUUUUAAUAUCACGAAAUAACAAGGAAUCUGGUAGCCCUUUAGUGACCGAUAAUCAGCUGACCCUACUAAACAAUAUAUUUUGUUUAUGUUGUUCCGUUCUAAUCUUCGAGAGACUCUCAGAGAUUGACCCAUUGUUGGACUCUUUUUUUACUAAAGCAGUUAAAUCAUCCACCAAAAUGAAAGAAAUUAUAAUUAACUUAGCUACAUUACUCGUUCAUUUUUUGUGUGACAGAAUUUACAGAAAUAUGGAUACCCAUCAGGAGCCUAACAGUAUGGUAAUAUUCAUCGAACAUCUUCAUUCUUUGUUUGGAGAGUUCCAAUUCUGUGAUGCUUCAAAUUCAAUAUUCUUAAAGGUUUCAGAGAAAUUCCUAUGCAGCAAUAAGGUGAAAAUUGAAUUACCUCAACUGAAACAAAUUUUAUGGUGUUUGUACCACUUUACUAUUACCGGUGAUCUGGACGAUGAAAUGACACAUUCUACAGUGCCAUGCAAAAUGGAACGCGAGAGUGCUCUUCGAAUUGGUAUUUAUUUAUUAACGACGAUACCAGAACAUAGAACGGGGCCGUUGCUGGCCAUAAGCAACUCAUCAAUAAAACUUAUUUUGGAACGUGUUAUUGAAGAGAUGGGUCCCCCUUUAGAAUUUCCAAAUUAUAAUCUUUCAAGAAACAUCUAUCAAUUUAAUAGCUAUCUGGACAAGCCUCUUUCAACGCAGCUAUUCAGAGAUUCAUUUAGUAACCUGAGUUCGUUUAAGUUAAUUAAACCUAAUAACGAACUCCAACAUAUAAUCGAGAAUGGAAUUUUCUAUUGGACGAGUUCACAAUCUCUCAAGCUUUACCUAAACCGUAAAAAAACAAUGCAGGCACGACCCACAGAAUUGGAUGCAAUUAUUUCAAUGUUAAAAAGUGAAGUACUGUAUGGUGUAAAUCGAUUUGAAAGUUGGUACCUUUUGGGAAGGUGUUAUUCUCUAAUAGUUGAAGACGAUUUGACUUGGACGUCAGAUAAAAUUACGACGCCAGAAAAGCAGCUAAUAACAGGCGAGAAACAAAGGAAAGCUAUUCUCUGUUACCUUAAAUCAGUAUCUAUAUACCAAGCAAGAGGUCAUCCAACUCUGAAAGAUAAGAAAAUAUUCCACAAAACAUUAGUAUCCUUAGGUCAAGAAUUACUAAGUGCAUACUUUGCUCCAAUGAAUAAAUGUUGUUUUAUCCAAAGAGGAGCCAAACAUGGCUUGAAGAUUGGCGAAACGGCGGACCUUUUAGAGAAUAUUUCAGAAGAUCGACUAUAUAUUUCAGACUUCAACAUCGAACAAGCCAUCCUACUAUCGUUUAGGAAAGCGAAAACACUGUCAGAAGAACUGAACAAUAGUUGCAACAACUGGAGUGUAAAUUGGUCAAGCUCCUACUAUAUAGGUCACGUUCUCUUUUCACUUGAUAAAGUCACAAAUGCGAAGGUAUCAUAUGACUACAUGCUAGAAGCAUGUAAGCAGGCUAAUUCGGCAUCAUCGACUAAAGAGGUGCCACUCGAACCCCACUACACUUUGUUGCAAAUGUGUUACGACUUCCAAAAUUGUGGCAUUUUUGAUUCCCAAUCAAUUUUGAAGGUUUUGAAACGGGAUAAUUUAUUCUUCGAGCAGGAAGAUGACUUUUGGGAAUUCCCUGAAAAUACAGGUGAUGAAACUCAAAAAUCCAUACUUCUAUCCAAAAUUAUUGAACUUCUUGAAAUAGUGCUCAAAGCAGAUAAGAAAAGCUGGCACCAUAAACCCAGGUUCUUGAUAGCCAAAAUUCAGUUCGAUGGGUUCAAAGAACCUUCGAAGGCAUUAGAAGAAAUGAAUCAAUUAAUCUCCAUAAACAACACCACGAAGACGUUAGUUAACAUAUGGAAACCUGACUUUGAGCUACCUGGGAAACAUUUCGUGUAUGCCUUCGAAUAUAUUAUGUUUUAUUUAAAGAUAUUAGGGGCUCUUAACGACUUUUUCUCUAUUGGCACAGUUUUAAAAAAAUUAAGACGUUUCGGGUCAGGGAUGAUACGCCUUAAUGACGCUUUAGAAUACGGUACAUCACUUUUUAUUGAGACUAUUGAAAAGGAGCUAGAAAUAGACGAAAAAUUGUAUGUGGAGAACCAACUCUCAACUUGGACCACAGAUCAAUUUACAAUAGCAAGUGAUGCAAUUCUGAAAGAUUUCUCUGCUGAAAACUAUCCCAUUAAAUGGCUUAGAGCACUUGAACUAUCUUAUCAGCUCAAAAAAGCGUCAAAUGGAAUCACAUUUGAUGGUACUACUCUGGGAAUCCUUUUUAAGAAAUUACUAAAGCAAAGGGAUAUUUCUGAACCCAACAUCUUAGAAGAUCGAGAAUUGAAUACUGGAGAUAAAAUGGUAGUUGACCAGCCUCCAACUUCUCAAGUUCCACCUAUACUGAAGAAUAACUUAAAAAAAAGAGUUUCGAAAAAAGAGGUGUUCGAUAAAGUGAAGCUAUUAGUCGAACUAAUAGGAAAAUCAAACGUAUAG